Cavenderia fasciculata is the source of this 933-nucleotide messenger RNA. RefSeq lists its product as uncharacterized. The record is from RefSeq and is a predicted model, not a curated record. NCBI's taxonomy places the organism in Eukaryota, Evosea, Eumycetozoa, Acytosteliales, Cavenderiaceae. The transcript has 3 exons. Bases 1 to 933 code for a protein of 310 amino acids.
AUGGAAAAUGAAAUUGUUUCAAAUAUCUUUGGAAUCUUGGGUUCCAUUAUUUGGUCUGUCCAAUUAAUUCCUCAAAUUAAAUUAAACUACAAGAAUGCAUCUACUCAAGGUCUAUCACCAUAUUGUUUCAUGUCAUGGUACUUGUGUGGUUUGAUUUUAGGAACUUAUCUCAUCCAUGAAAAGUCUCCAGUCUCGCUUAUCAUCCAAAUCCUACUAUUUACUUCCUUUUGUUUAAUCAUUAUUUUUCAAUAUUUAUUUUAUGAAAAACAAUUCCCACGUAAAAAGUUGGGUAUUUGGUUUAGUGGAACAUUGGUGAUAUCAGUUGCUGUCGGAGGUAUCAUCUAUGGAGUGAUGAGCGCAGCUACCAAUGGUAGACCAGACAACAAGGUGGUUUCAACCAUUGUCACCGUGUUGGCAACCACUCUCAUGUUUGUUGGGUUUUUACCACAGAUCAAAGAGAUCUAUGACCGUAAAUCAUCGGUUGGUAUUAGUAAGAUCUUUGUGGUGAUGGAUGCAUGUGGUGGUAUCGCAUCGAUCUUGUCGCUGGCAUUUGAUUUGCCAUUUGACUUUUUUGCUUUUAGCACCUAUGUCGUCGUUCCUAUCUUUCAAGCUGUCCAGUUUGUCAUGUUGAUCUACUAUGACCACUUUUACACUGGUAAGGGUCCACGUCACCAAAUUCCAGAUUCUACUCCCAGUGUCGGUGGAUUCGAUGAUCAAGAGGAUACUACCACUGGUGGCCAAAACAUCGAUAUGGAUGAAGGAGACGCCAACUUUGGAUGUCCCCCUAUUGUCAUGCAAAAGCUCAUCUCACACGACCAAAUCAUCGAUAUGGAUAGAUCACCAGUGAUCCUAGCCGCCACCAUACUCGAUAAGAAUAAUCAACAAUUCCAACAAUUACAUCAACAAAUUCGUCCCGUCGAAAUUAAUAUUUAA